Messenger RNA from Lingula anatina, 629 nucleotides. RefSeq lists its product as uncharacterized. NCBI's taxonomy places the organism in Eukaryota, Metazoa, Brachiopoda, Lingulata, Lingulida, Lingulidae. The record is from RefSeq and is a predicted model, not a curated record.
GGGUUCCACCGAUCUUUCACUCUCGUCUAAAUCGUACCAAGACAGACAUGAAAUUCCUCGCUUUUUUCCUCGUUGCCGCCUUUGUUGGUGCCCAGGCAGACUUCGUCCAGUUGAAUCUGGACAAUGAGAUCUCUGCUAUGGUCAAUGAGAUCCACUCUGCCCGCGAGGCGCGUGAGACCAACAUUCUCGAGAGAGCUACCACCACCGCCCUGGGACAAACUCUGGAGGAGAAGUUGAAGAAUGUUACCGACAAAAUCAACAACCUGUUGUCCACUGGUCACUCUGUGGGAAAAGCUCUUCUGGAACAGGCCAAGACCCUGACCGCGCAACUGAAGGAAAUGGGCGGCAAAUAUGUUACCGACGCCAAAGCCAUCCUGGGCAGUCUCAAGGACCAAUUCUCUGGCUUUUUCCAGGGUAUCCUUGACUCUUUUGGCGGUCUGUUUGGCAAACGUGAUCUGUUCGAGAACUUUGAGGAGGAACUUUUGGAUGAAACCGUGGCUCUGGUUCUGGCUGACCGUGGUGUAGCUGAAUGGUGGCAGGGAGUGAAGGACACUUUGUCCCAGGCUCUGGGAGGAUUCACCUCCAAGUUCGCCGACCUCCAAGUCUUCAUCAAGCNUGUAGUGCAAUGA